This is a messenger RNA of Alnus glutinosa, 1021 nucleotides long. Its product is annotated as protein transport protein SFT2. The transcript is spliced from 4 exons. Gene Ontology annotation, cellular component: membrane. Bases 210 to 893 code for a protein of 227 amino acids. Gene Ontology annotation, biological process: vesicle-mediated transport. The record is from RefSeq and is a predicted model, not a curated record. NCBI's taxonomy places the organism in Eukaryota, Viridiplantae, Streptophyta, Magnoliopsida, Fagales, Betulaceae.
GUAGUAUGCCUUUGCUUAAUUUCCAAGCCUUUCGCUUAGUUCCGAAGCCUUUCUUUGCGACAAUAUCCGAGAGACAGAGACCGCGACACAAUAUCACAAUUUUGAAAAAUGAAAAACGUUUUCUUUUUUCAGAAUUAAAUUUUACUGGAAAGCUUGGGAGGUAAAGGGUGUUUGGGAGCUGAGAAAAGAAAAAAGAAAAAAACAACACAAUGCAGAAAAUGGCGCAAGGAUGGUUCUUGGGGAGCACUAACGGCGAUGAGCAGCAGAAGCCCUCGUCGUCUCUGCUAGCGGAUUGGAAUUCCUACGCGGCUACGCAAGCUUCCGAGGAAAGCUCCGAUUUGGGGUUGGGCUUCGAUCUCGAAUCUGCGGUCAGGUCCGCGAACGACACCGUCACUGGCACUUUCAGUGUGGUUUCUAAAGGAGUGAGAGAUCUACCUGGAAACCUACAGUCUGCCACUAGUAAUGUCCCUUCAGGAAAAGCACUUAUGUACUUCGGUUUGUUUCUGGCUACGGGGGUUUUCUUUGUUUUCAUCGCAUUUACCAUGUUCCUUCCAGUCAUGGUGCUGAUGCCCCAGAAAUUUGCUAUAUGCUUUACCCUUGGGUGUAGCUUUAUCAUUGGUUCAUUCUUUGCACUCAGGGGUCCAACAAAUCAGCUUGCCCACAUGUCAUCAAAGGAGAGACUUCCUUUAACAUUGGGAUUUAUAGGAAGUAUGGUCGCUACCAUAUAUGUUUCCAUGGUGCUUCACAGCUACGUACUCUCUGUGCUCUUCUCUGUGAUACAGGUUCUUGCCCUCAUGUACUAUGCUAUUUCAUACUUUCCUGGUGGAUCUGCUGGGAUGAAAUUCCUCUCAUCUGCCUUCACCUCUUCAGUAAUGAAAUGUUUCGGGAGGUGACCUUGACCUUGCUGUUUUUGUUGUUGCCACUUUGUAUAUUUCUCACUAUAAUUUAGAUUAUUGUCAGUGUUGGUUGAAACUUUGGAAUUGCAUUGAGACUUUGCUGAUUCAAUUGAUCUUAUCCAUAA